Messenger RNA from Papilio xuthus (Asian swallowtail), 1535 nucleotides. It is a transcript of the gene dsf, whose product is annotated as nuclear receptor dissatisfaction. The coding region runs from base 1 to 1350 and encodes 449 amino acids. The record is from RefSeq and is a predicted model, not a curated record. NCBI's taxonomy places the organism in Eukaryota, Metazoa, Arthropoda, Insecta, Lepidoptera, Papilionidae. Gene Ontology annotation, molecular function: DNA-binding transcription factor activity; zinc ion binding; sequence-specific DNA binding. The transcript has 10 exons. Gene Ontology annotation, biological process: regulation of DNA-templated transcription.
AUGGCAGCCAUCGUUGUAGCGGACCUAGGAGACCGGUUGCUGGACAUACCGUGCAACGUGUGCGGCGAUAGAAGCUCCGGCAAACAUUAUGGCAUCUACAGCUGCGACGGGUGUUCGGGUUUCUUCAAGCGGUCGAUACACAGGAACCGCGUGUACACGUGCAAGGCGGGCGGCGAGCUGAAGGGACGCUGCCCUGUCGACAAGACGCACCGCAACCAAUGCCGCGCCUGCAGGCUUGCUAAGUGCUUUCAGGCCAAUAUGAACAAAGAUGCCGUCCAACACGAGCGCGGUCCUCGCAAGCCGAAGCUGCACUCCGGCGGGCUGGGCGCGCUGGCACCGCCGCUCUCGCACGCGCACGCACAUAAGCCACACGCACUCAAGCUGUCGCCGCCAUCGCCGUACGCGCCGCUGCCGCAACCCUUCAACUUCCAAUUCAGCCUAAGUGGCGUGAGCGAGCCGGCACCUCUGAGCGCGGCGUCGUCGGCAGGUUCCAGCGCCGCUGGUGGGGGCGGAGGCGCAGGGGCAGCAAGCCCGCUGCCGCUGCUCGCCGAGCCCUUCCUCACGCCGCCACCCGGCCUGCUGCACAUGCUUAUGUCAUCCGAUAAAUGCCAAGAACUGAUGUGGAGCGCAAAGCAGUUGCAACUACAAGGUGACCCAACACUACUGCGGCCGCCGCCCAGUCCAUUCGGAGCGCCACUUGCCCCCACUUGGGAACUUUUACAAGAAACAAGCGCACGAUUGCUGUUCAUGGCGGUCCGGUGGGUGCGAUGCCUGGCACCGUUUCAAGCACUAGCGCCGGGUGAUCAGCUGGUACUCCUGCGAGCGGCGUGGAAGGAGCUUUUCCUUCUGCACCUAGCGCAAUGGGCGGCGCCCUGGGAUCUCGCCCCGUUGCUCGCCGCGCCCGUAGCAAGGACUCGCUUACCCCCAGACCCACUCGCGGACUUGGAGCUAAAUACCUUACAGGAAAUCCUGUGUCGAUUUCGUCAAAUAGCGCCAGACGGCAGCGAGUGUGGCUGCAUGAAAGCAAUCGUUCUUUUUUCACCAGACACGCCCGGCUUGAGCGAGACACAGCCUGUGGAGAUGCUGCAAGAUCAAGCACAAUGCAUAUUGGCGGACUACGUUCGUACGCGAUACACGCGACAACCAACGAGGUUCGGACGACUGCUACUCUUGCUGCCGUCGCUUCGUGCGGUGCGAGCGCGAUCUAUUGAGCUGCUUCUGUUCCGUGAAACCGUGGGCGAUGUGUCAGUGGCCACGCUGCUACACGACAUGUACCGAAUGCAGCCCGCCCCAGCGCCCGCGCCCGCUUUCCCACCCCCCACUAUCACCGAACAUUGCGCCUCACCAUAAUCAUUUACAACUUUUUAGGUUAGGUGAUAGUUAUGAGUAAAUCUAUUAAAAUUAACGACCUGCAGAUCUGAUCACGGUUCACAUGGUUUAAGCAGAUCAGUGAACCGGGUCGCAGCAGAAUUUGUAACGAGCUCCGAACUGCGAGUCCCCAGGCAGGUCGCAGAUCGGCGGCUCACAUAGUUAUU